AUGGGUCCUUUCUGGUCUUCCCUUUUCAUUCUAUUUUUCGUCACCUCUAUUGCUGCUUUAGAAACUGAUGAUACCCAAACUUUCAUUGCCCGUGUCAACAAUGCACUGAAACCAUCUGACUACUUUGAGGUAGAGCAAUGGUAUAGCUCUAUACUCGAAGACCUCAACUCCAGCUCUCUAGUUACAACUAGCGUCAAUGCGGAAAUUGUCCAUGUUUAUAAGACAGUCUUUCAAGGUUUCUCCGCCAGGUUAACUCCUCAGCAAGCAGAAGCACUUAAAGAACGUUCUGAAAUUAUUGCUGUGUUUCCUGACCAUGUAUUCCAACUUCAAACCACACGGUCACCUGAGUUUCUUGGGCUCCAAACUAGUGGCUCAAGCAGCCUUUCUAACGUUUCAGAAUACGGUACCAAUAUCAUCAUUGGACUGCUUGACACUGGUAUAUGGCCGGAACGACAGAGUUUCAACGACGAAGGCCUGGACCCCAUUCCGAAGCGGUGGAAAGGAGAAUGCCAAGGAGGAGAGAGGUUUCCCAAAACCUUAUGCAACAAAAAGCUUAUAGGUGCUCGUUACUUUUCAAGAUAUGGCGGUACCGCCAGAGAUUUAAAUGGCCACGGAACACACACGGCUUCGACUGCCGCUGGACAAGCCGUCAGCAACGCCUCAUUUCUUGGCUAUGCAAGCGGUACUGCUGUGGGUAUUGCAGCCAAAGCAAGGCUUGCAGUGUAUGCAGUGUGUAGUGAGAUAGGAUAUUGCAGUGACGCGGACAUUCUCGCUGGCUUUGACAAGGCCGUAGAAGACGGAGUCGAUGUGAUCUCCGUAUCUUUAGGUUCAAAGAGCGCCAUUCCUAUAUACGAGGACGGUGUCGGGAUUGGCUCCUUUGGGGCAAUGGAGAAGGGGAUAGUUGUGUCAGCAGCAGGAGGCAAUUCUGGUCCUUCAUAUGGUUCUGUCAUUAACAUAUCACCAUGGCUCAUCACCGUUGGUGCUGGUACCAUCGAUAGAAAGUUUCCUGCUGAUUUAGUACUUGAAAAUGGCGUUGUUAUCAAUGGAUUAUCUCUCUUCCAGGGCAAUGCUUCUUCUGAGUAUUCUGCAUUGAUUUAUGCUGGAAAUGCAUCUUUUAAUUCUUCUGCUGAUUGUGCACCCGGCUCACUGAAUAAAACACUGGUGUUUGGAAAGAUCGUGGUGUGUGAUCGUGGUGAUGGAGUAGACGCUCCUCUGAAGGGACUAGCUGUUAAGGAAGCUGGUGGGAUCGGUGUUAUAGUUGCUAACGUGCAUCCUUAUGGUGGGCUUCUAGUUUCCGAAGCUUAUUUGAAUCCUGGAUUGGGUAUCAACGAAUCAGCCCGUCAAGUAGUUCUUGAUUAUAUUUCCUCGACUUCGAGACCACGGGGUGCCAUGUUGUUUGGAGGGACCCAGAUUGGUGUGAAACCAGCACCUUUGCUUGCUACUUUCUCAUCUCGUGGACCCAACAAGGAGUCUUUGCAUGUUCUGAAACCCGACGUGAUUGCACCAGGUGUCGAAAUACUGGCGGCCUGGUCCAACGAUACAUCUCCUACUAAAUUAUCCGAGGAUCCGCGGCGGACUGAAUUCAACGUAAUUUCUGGAACUUCAAUGGCUUGUCCACACGUUUCAGGUAUUGCAGCUCUUCUGAAGGGAGCUCACCAAGAUUGGUCGCCGGCCAUGAUCAAAUCAGCGAUCAUGACAACUGCGUACACUGUUGAUCGUGAUGGUAAUCCAUUACGGGAGGAAACGGACAUGCGUGAGUGUAAUGCAUGGGACAUGGGAGCUGGACACGUGGACCCAAUGAAAGCCAUUGAUCCUGGUCUUGUCUAUGAUUUGACUUCUGAAGAUUACGUGGACUUUUUAUGUGCGUCAAAUAUGAGCGAAAAACACAUCGAAGUGAUCACACAGAGAGCAGUGAAGUGCGAAGGUCGUCAACAUUCUAACCCGUGGGACCUGAACUAUCCCGCAAUUUCUGUUACUUUCGAAGGUAAGAGCAGGGAGAUUGUGGUGAAGCGAACGGUGACGCACGUUAGCGAAGAAAAAUGGAGCUACGAGGUGAAAGUGAAGAAUCCAAAGGGUGUAAUUGCGAAGGUUGAUCCUGAAAAGAUGGUGUUCGAAAAGAAGGGUGAGAAGCUGAGCUACGUGGUGAAGAUUACGAGAGAUGAGCAAAAAGAGGCAGAUGAGGUUAUGGGGAGUGAUUUUGGAGAGAUAACAUGGACAGAUGGGAAACACCGUGUUAAUUCACCAUUAGUGGUCAUGUGGACUUAA
Molecule: messenger RNA, 2265 nt
Organism: Manihot esculenta (cassava)
Lineage: Eukaryota; Viridiplantae; Streptophyta; Magnoliopsida; Malpighiales; Euphorbiaceae
Product: subtilisin-like protease SBT1.5
Exons: 1
Coding region: 1-2265 (754 amino acids)
Biological process (GO): proteolysis
Molecular function (GO): serine-type endopeptidase activity
Source: RefSeq, a predicted model, not a curated record